Molecule: messenger RNA, 4209 nt
Organism: Colius striatus (speckled mousebird)
Lineage: Eukaryota; Metazoa; Chordata; Aves; Coliiformes; Coliidae
Gene: SLC10A7
Product: solute carrier family 10 member 7
Exons: 12
Coding region: 95-1132 (345 amino acids)
Cellular component (GO): plasma membrane
Source: RefSeq, a predicted model, not a curated record
GGCUGGUCCUGCCGGCGGGCGGUGGGGCUGCACCCCGCCCCGGCGCUACGCCGUGCUGCGCCGCGCCGGGCCGUGCCGGUCGGCGGGGCGCGCCAUGGGGCUGCUGGAGCGCCUGCGGAAGGAGUGGUUCAUCCUCGGCAUCGUCCUGGUUAUCGCGGUGGCGCGGCUGGAGCCCGCCGUCGGCGUCAAAGGGGGACCCUUGAAACCAGAAAUUACCAUAACUUACAUUGCUGUUUCAGCUAUAUUCUUUAACAGUGGACUCUCCUUAAAAACUGAGGAGCUGACAAGUGCUUUGAUGCAUGUGAAACUACACCUUUUUGUCCAGAUUUUUACACUUGUGUUCUUCCCAACAGCAAUAUGGCUCUUUCUUCAGCUAUUAUCAAUCACACCUAUAAAUGAAUGGCUUUUAAAAGGCUUGCAGACAGUAGGCUGUAUGCCACCUCCCGUGUCUUCUGCAGUAAUUUUAACCAAAGCUGUUGGUGGAAAUGAGGCAGCUGCUAUAUUUAAUUCUGCGUUUGGAAGUUUUUUGGGCAUUGUUAUAACUCCACUUCUGCUUCUGCUUUUUCUUGGAUCAUCCUCCUCUGUGCCUUUUACAUCUAUAUUCUCGCAACUGUUUAUGACCGUUGUAGUCCCCCUUAUUAUUGGACAGAUUGUCCGAAGAUACAUCAAGGACUGGCUGGAAAGGAAGAAGCCUCCAUUUGGUGCUAUCAGCAGCUGUGUGCUCCUCAUGAUCAUCUACACGACAUUCUGUGAUACUUUUGCCAAUCCAAAUAUUGACCUUGAUAAAUUUAGCUUGAUUAUAAUAGUGCUCAUAAUAUUUUCUCUUCAGAUGAGCUUCAUGUUUUUGACUUUCUUUUUCUCUACAAGGAAUAACUCUGGUUUCACACCAGCAGACACAGUGGCUAUCGUUUUCUGUUCCACACACAAAUCCCUCACCCUGGGGAUUCCAAUGCUGAAGAUAGUAUUUGCGGGUUAUGAACACCUGUCCUUAAUUUCCGUCCCCUUACUCAUCUAUCAUCCUGCUCAGAUUCUUCUUGGCAGUCUGUUAGUACCAACAAUAAAAUCGUGGAUGGUUUCUAGGCAAAAGGCACAGAAGUUAACCAGACAGCCCAAAGCACCCGUGAAGGUAUAAUUAUGGAGAUGGCCUGUGUCACAGUGAAUGUAUAUAUGUACUAUACUGUAUACACAGACAAUUGAGACAACUGAGUAUUUGUGAAUGUUGCUUUGGUGCAUAUUUUAUUUUUUUAUAUAUAUAUAUAUAUAUAUUAAAAGAUACUUGUUAAGUGCCUUACAGAUGCAUUUUUGGAAAAAGCAUUGUUUCCUGAAGCCACUUUGUUGGUUACUGCAAGAGGUUGUACAGUAUUUUGGAGUCCUUUAGUUUUUAUUUUUCUAUUGGAGUGAAUGGUCAUGACUAACAGCUGUUUCUUCCAUUGCCCAUGCUUUGAAGCCAGGGUGCACCAGCUGUAAGUCUCUGUUUUAAACUCACCAAAAUGUCCAGAAGUCUAUCCCACUGCUGGAUUACCCUGGGGAAGAGCUUUCUGAAGGGUUUUUUUUCCAAGAUUUACUUGAAUUUCUGUGUGACUCUGUUACACUCCCUAGUCAUAUGGUUCUGACAUGCCUUUUUCUUCUGAGUUUGUGUAUACUCAGCAUGGGGCCAUCCACUGGAUAGAAGCUGAGAAGCAUGAAUUAUUUGCAUUUGUUGACACAGUUGUCUAGACAUUCCUUCAAAGUUAAUGGUUUCUCAAGAAAAUUCUUUCAAUUCCAUUGUAUGAUAUUGUGCCAUUGUAUAUCUUAAAUGCCUCAUAAGCUUCUUCAAAGAAAUGGUCUGGUGCUUGGGUUAUGAGUGAAGUAUUUGUGUUUGCAGCUAGGAGAUCGUUUAUAAUUUACCUCUGAAGAACACAAAUUUUUGUUUUUCUUUUUUCUUUUCCUUCCCUCAGUGCAAUGCACAGAGAUCUGCAGUGACAGAAUUUAGGAUGCUAAUAUUGAAACAGAGCCUUUAUUGUAGUAAGCCAAGCUAUGUUUUCUGUAUUGCUGCAUUGGUAGUGAGUAAUAGCUGGUGAGGACAGGACAGCUGACAAUUUUUUUUUUUUGACAAUUAAAAGGAUCCUUACAGUAACAGAAAUGACAAUCAAUCACAACUUCUUAAAAAAAUGUUACUCUUUUUAUUAAACUUAUAUUAAAAAAAUACUAAAUACUACUUAUAAAGGAGAAUCAAAGAGAAAGGAACACAGGCAUAUAAUUAAACAUGUAGCCAGCACUGCAUCUUGUCCAAGAGAUUAAGAUGUGAAGCAUACUGUAGUCCAGACUCUGAGGUGUACCCAUCUGCAAAAACUGUGCUGGCAAUUGUGUACUAAAAUGUUAAAAGGAAUGAAAGAAAUAGGUCAAACGGGGAUCGAUAUAAAUGCAGAAGUUUCACAUGUGUUGUGGUUAACAUGGCAGUUAAUGGUGCAACUGAAUGCAAACACCUAGGAGCAGAUCUUUAGCAGAUGUAAAUUAUUGUAGCUCUGAAAAGGCUAUAGCCAUUUACACAAGCUAAAGAUCUGUUGUAUGACAAUAGGUAUGUGAAAUUCAUAUCCUUCUGCCUUAGUGAAAAAAAAAAAAAUGUGCUUGGUUUACCUAGCCUGUUAUUCCUGGUUCGUUAUUCCUAUAAACAGCAGGGAAGUAACUUGGAACCAAUCAUGGGUGCUUUACCUGGUGGCCAGUCAGUGCAAGACUGCUCAGCUGCCAUCAGUAAGAGAAAUUAGUGGGCACUGACAGAGUCACCUUGUUCACAAUUGCCAUCACCAAUAAAACAAACAUGUAAGAAAGGUACAUGAAGUGGCAACGUGCUGAAUUCUUUGAUUCCCUGGAGAGGGGAUCAAGCUCUGCACAUGGAGCAGGUGGGAAAGCUGAGCAACACUGUCCACCUUCUCACUAACCCAUGAUGCAGUGGGCAGUGAGCUCAGAGUUUUGAACCAGCACAUCCCUAGAUAGCACAGUCAGAUCCACUGAGAGGCCAGCCUUUGAGGUAGUAGACGUGCGUGUUCUCGGGCCAGUCCAUGGUUCCUUUCCUUAAGCAUGCUAACCUAUAACUGGCUCCUCAUGGGAAAAAAUUCCUUUGUCUGGGCUUUAAAAACCCUGCUUGCAGCAGAGAGUCCAGACUCAAAACAGUUUCUUUGUGUUCUGUUUCCAUAAACCUGAACUUCCAGAGUAUUUAAGGAUGUAAACCCACUCCCACUGAAAUCCACAACUCCUUCUGUUGGUUUUGAACAGCAAAACAACAGGCCCAGAAAGAGUGCUUCCUUUUUUUAAUCAUGCAGAAAGAGCUGAAGCGUACAGUAAUGCACUGUGGUUGUGUCAAUGCUGAAUAGUCAGAACACUGCAAGUUACCCUCACAGUGCUACCUCUAUGUACUGAAUCUCUGACUUUCAGUACAUCCAACAACUUGCUUAGAUUCCCCUGAACACAUCCUUUUUUCUUUGUCUUUUUUUCCUGCGUUUAAGAAUAUUUCAAACUGUUUUAUGAUGGAGUUUUGUCAGAGCCUUUACAAAGUCCGUGUCAAUUGCUUGGGACAGCCUCAAUAUUGCAUAUGAGUGUUGGAGGUGUUGGUCUAAAGGGAAUAUAAAGCAAAACUGAAAUUUGAGAUCCGUACUUAAUGAAAACUUAAUUAUGCAUAUCAAUUCUGUUAUGUUCAAAGACUGUUAAGAUGUUUGUUUUAUGAGUUGUUAUGCCUGUGUGUCUUUAAUAAACAGAAUGGUUUUGAACUUCAUUUUGUUCAUAGGAAAACAAGAUUGAAUUACUUAUCCUCUAGGUCAAUUUUUUACCUCUGCUACCUAUGUUUACUUCCUUUGUGAGUAAGCUUUAAAAAAAAAAAAAAAUCUGUGAACUGUACAGAAAUAUUUUAUAACCUAAACUUGGGGAAAGUCCUCAGAACACUGCAAAUUAUCAUCAACUGAACAUUAAUUCAUUGAACUCCACCAGUUUUUCAGUAGAGGGUUAAAAGAAUUUUGAAUCUUUUCAAUUUCUUAGCCUUAAACUGAACUAAGAGAUAUCUGGGAUUGAACGUUAUGAGGCAAAACUGAUGGCAAAUGAGAACUUUGCCCCUGUUAAAACAUAUGGAUUUCCUUGAGCAUUGAUGCUUCUUACCUUCUGCAUAUCUAUAAACCCAUCUAAUGAUAGCAGUGGGAAAAAAAAAGACCAAACAAUAAAAGAGCACUUCAGAAGCCACAA